AUGCACGAGACCUUCAACUUCGUUGGCAACCUCAGGAUGUGCAAUCCCUCUUCCCUUGAAGAGGCAGCUACCAAGGAUCAAGGGAGCUGCGGGAAGACGGUGUGCCUGCCUGCCUCCCUGCCGGUGCUGGCCAUGAGGUGGUGGCUGGGGCUCGGGCUCUUCGUGCUCCUCUACUUUAGUUUAGGCUAUGAGCAGGAAAAGGAGGUAAUCAGAAGCAAAAUGGGGGGAAAAGUGGGCCUGCCUUGUUGUUAUGAAAUUCCCAGCUUCGACAGCCUGCAGAAUUACCGAGUCUACUGGCAGAAGAGCAUCACAGAGGUAGUGCUUGCCUACGCAAAGGGGAAGAAGAUCUCCAGGAAUGAGCGGUACGACAGCCGCACAGCGAUGGACACCAGGAACUUCACCCUGUGGAUCUCCCCUGUAGAAAUCCUGGACAAUGGCUCUUAUCACUGUGUGGUUCAGGAACUCAAAAAUUCGGAGAACCCCCAUGUUGUGUGUACUAAGCCUGUGACCUUCUUCGUUGCAGCUGACUUCAGUAAGCCAAAUGUAACAGCAGAAGAAUUUGCUAAUUCUUGUGAAUCAACUGAGAUGAUGGUAACAUGUUCUUCUCAUGGAGGUUUCCCUAAACCCAAAGUCUCCGGAGCCCUCGCCAACAAGCCUGUGGUGUGGAAUGCCAGCCGCGUGUCUCAGUCCAGCCUCAGCCUGUACAACGUCACUGCCCACCUGUGGCUCAGCGUCACUGAAGACAUCAGCUUCACUUGCUCCAUUGAAUAUAAUGGCUUUGCCCAGUCCACCACUUUGCUUCUGAGAAAAACAAAUGACUGCAUUGUCCCUACUGUGCCUCCACCUCAUAAUGUCAUUAUUGCUUCAAGUAUCAUCAUUAUUAUCUUCCUUUUGGCUCUCAUCCUAGCAGCAAGAUACCUCCCAAGGCAUGUCUGUUCUCACUGCUGUAAGCCUCAGCAUUCAGUGGAAGAGGAUGUGAAAGAAGGUACAAAGCCACCCACAAGCUCUAAAAUGACAUCUGAAACUUCAUCUGUGUGAUCAGGUCACACCAGCAGGUUUCUCAUCCUGUGUAUUCUGCACCGCAGUCCCCACUGUUCGUUGUACAGCAAUGCCUACCCCGUUGACCCUUUGGCACUCUGAAAGGGGAUGAUGGAAGUAGAAAAUUGUGCUCAAGAAGUCUGACAAACCAAUCUUGUGUGAUUGAAUACAAACCCCCACCUACACCACA
This is a messenger RNA of Dryobates pubescens (Downy woodpecker), 1228 nucleotides long. Its product is annotated as T-lymphocyte activation antigen CD80. The transcript has 7 exons. Gene Ontology annotation, biological process: cellular response to lipopolysaccharide; negative regulation of T cell proliferation; immune response. Gene Ontology annotation, cellular component: external side of plasma membrane. Lineage: Eukaryota; Metazoa; Chordata; Aves; Piciformes; Picidae. The record is from RefSeq and is a predicted model, not a curated record. Bases 1 to 1038 code for a protein of 345 amino acids.